Messenger RNA from Lolium perenne, 2594 nucleotides. RefSeq lists its product as uncharacterized. NCBI's taxonomy places the organism in Eukaryota, Viridiplantae, Streptophyta, Magnoliopsida, Poales, Poaceae. The record is from RefSeq and is a predicted model, not a curated record.
GGUUCGCGCGCCACCAGCGAUGCUCCUGCGCGCCAACCCGGCGGCGACGGUCGCCGUCCCCAUCCCCUCCUUCCCCACCUCGCCGGCGGCCUCCCGUACUGCCAGGUCCUUCCCCGCGGCUCGCUGCUCCGUGGGAAACCUCUCUCCCGUACGUUUCGAGCCACUUCGCGCCGACCCCGAUCCCCUCUCCCAAAACGGCGUUGAUGUCCGCGCUGGCGCGGCCACCGCCGACGGCGAUGACCAAGACCAGCAGAAGCAACAGAAGCAUGACGAAGAGGGGACGGAGGAUGAGGGCAAGGGGAGCAAGCAGGAGGGCGUCUCCGGCAUCAGCGUGCCGCGCCAGCGCUACAUCGCCGUCCCCAAGGCCGCGCUCCUCGACGCCCUCCUCCCGCUCUUCCCCGCCCAACCACCCGCCGCCGCCGAUGAUUUCACGCGCUUCGCAAGGUGUUUGGACGCGGUCCUGCACGCCGAGCACAAGGAGACGCUCGAGGAGAUGCGCGCGUACUACAUGCUCCGGGGCCAGGAGGAAGAUGAGAAUGACCAAACCUCCACUGUCUCUGACCGUGAUCAGGCAGCGGUGAACGGCAAGGGCUCUGGACUGUUCGGCAAGUCAGGGGACGACGAAAAUGGAGCGUCGUCGUUUCUGUUGAGAAGCCUGGACUGGAGGACUCUGCUCGGCUUAUCCCCGGAUCCUGUUACUCCCACCAGGGUUGCGUUCGCGACUCAUUUCCAGCGUGCCUUCAUGAACCUGCUGCGCAACGCGCAGUUCGAGGAGCUCUCUGCGCAGGACCUGCUCCUCACCUACUCCCUCAACAGCGAUUACCUCCUCACGCUGCCGGUCUACGUCGACUGGAAGAAGGCAGCCGAAUCGAAUGCCAUCAUAUUCCGGCGUGGGUAUGCGACCGAGAGCCAGAGAGGCCUGCUGCUGGUAGAGAAGCUUGAUUACCUGCAGUCAAAGCUGUUGCAGAAUAUUUUCUUCAGCCUUUCCAAACCCUUGGGGAAACUGGGGAAAUGGAUCAAUGAGGCAUUGAAGAGAUCAACAGGGAGCCAGGGAUUUCAGAUCUGGAUUGACAAAUUGAAGCUAUGGCUGAAACAGCAAACUUAUGCAGAGAAUUCACAUAUGCUGAUAGAAAACUAUUCUCAGGACACACUUGUAUCAGAUCAAUUACCAGAUGCAGAUCUUCCUAUUUGGAUUGCUGCACAAAGGGCAGUCUCUCGUUAUGAAGGAUUUCUGUCACCUGUAGGUCCUCGUGGCAGACUUUUAAGGAGGCUGCUUACGUGGACAGGACUAAUCCCAUCCCUUCCAGAAGCAACAGCAAAAUCUGAUGUUGAUACAGAACAACUUGAAGGCUAUGUGAGGCCAAAUUUUCUGCCUAGAAUUACGCUUGCAAAUAUAUGGGAGCCAGCAAGCAGAGAAUCUUGUGACAACAAUUUCUGGGAGAUACUGAAAGCUUCUUUUGGUAUUCUAUUUGCCAAGUCUACUCUGCAGGAACCAGCAUUCCAAGAACUGAUCAUACUUUAUUCUGAUGAUGAUGCUCAAAAUGCUGAGAGGGAUAAAUCUGAGAUGCUGCCACCACAGUUGAAAAUUUACGAGAAAAUACCCAUCCCAGAUCUGCCAGUGGUUUUUCCUCACAAGAAGUUGUCCUUCCGCAUCCUUGAUACUGUAAGGCUGGAUAUAGCUACCGUAGUAGGAUUGUUGGCAUAUGUUGUGAACUACAAAUUUGAGAGUUUAGCUUCAUCUCCGUCAGCUUUCCUUCUUGACGUAGCUGCUUUUACUGCACUUGCAAUACUUGUGUUUCGUGUGACGCUGGGCUACAAACAGACCAGGGAUAGAUACCAGCUUCUGGUCAACAAGACACUCUAUGAGAAGACAUUAGCAAGUGGCUUUGGUUCAGUUUACUUUCUUCUAGAUGCUUCCGAGCAACAACAGUAUAAAGAAGCACUAUUGGCGUAUGCUAUGUUACUCUGCAGAAAUAAGUAUCAGGUGUCAUCUCGCACAAGCAUAAGAGAUAGAUGCGAGCAGUUCAUGUAUGAGAAGUUUAAUGCGAAGAUUGAAAUGCCUAUCGACAAAGCUAUGGAUACGCUGUUGCGGUUGGGUCUGGUGAUCGAGCUGCCAAGUAACGGCAGCUCCUCUGUAAUAGCUCUUCCAUGUCCAGAUGCCUAUGACAUCCUGAGAAGUCGUUGGGACAGUCUGCUGGAACAUAGGACAGACCAAGGGCGAUGAAACCUCGCCACAGAUCGGGCUUCAUUCCUACAGUUGGAAGCCGGAAUGACAGUUUUUUCUAAAAUAAACCCUAGUUUCUAAGCUACAUAUAUAGUAGUAUGCUACAGUUCUUAAGAAAAUAUCUAAGAUUUAUCACUGGAAGGUUUAGGAUCAUAUAUAUGUAUAUAUAUAUAUGUUACGGAGUACAUUCUUUUCGUAAGUUUAAGCCUUAUCAUUGCAAUAAGGUGCUGCACAUGACGAUUGCCAGCAACCAAGGGUUGCAAAGCAUAGGAGAAUUAGAACAAUUCAUUAGUUAAGUACACAGUGAUGACGCUCGUUCUUGUCUUGUGUUCCCAUCAGCCUUUAUAUUAUUGUGUGGAUCAUUGUCUAA